GCGCAGUGGUCGAGGGCGUGAGCGCACAGAGCUGUUGCCAGAGCAGCACAUGAGCGCGCGCGCGAGUGAGUGUGUGCGUGUGUGUGUGUGCGCUCCUUCCAGAUCGCUUCGAUCAUCCUCCGGUUAUUGAUUGUGAGCGAGCGGUUGAUUGAUACAUCAUGUCCGUGCUGCAGGAGUACGAGCGCGCGCCCAAGCGCCUGAAGGUGUCCGCCGAGGAUGAGGAGGAGCUGGAGGAAGGCGAGGAGUCAGACUCAGCAUCCGCGGGGCUCCUGGGUGACGAUGAGGAGGAUGAAGGACAGAACAGAGCGCGCUGGAGCUGCGCGGAGAGGAAGGACAGCGGCUCUGAGGCUCACCGCAUCGCUCCGUCUCCCGUCGUCCACGUGCGAGGACUGUGUGAAUCCGUGGUGGAGGCCGAUCUGGUCGAGGCCUUGGAGAAAUUCGGAAACAUCUGUUAUGUGAUGAUGAUGCCGUUCAAGCGUCAGGCUCUGGUGGAGUUCGAGGAGGUUCAGAGCGCUGACCGCUGCGUGGCGUGUGGCUCGCAGGAGCCCGUCUACAUCGCCGGACAGCAGGCCUACUUCAACUACUCCACCAGCAAACGCAUCACACGGCCCACCAACGCCGACGACCCCAACAGCGGGAACAAAGUGCUGCUGCUGUCCAUCCAGAACCCGCUGUACCCCAUCACUACGGAUGUUCUGUACACUGUCUGUAACCCGAUCGGAAACGUGCUGCGGAUCGUGAUCUUCAAGAGGAACGGGAUCCAGGCCAUGGUCGAGUUUGAAUCCAUCCAGAACGCUCAGAAGGCCAAAGCCGCCCUCAAUGGGGCUGACAUCUACGCCGGCUGCUGCACACUGAAAAUCGAAUACGCUCGGCCCUCACGCCUCAACGUCAUCAGAAACGACAACGACAGCUGGGACUACACCAAACCCUUCCUGCUGCGCCGAGAGCGUGGUAAAGGCCGACAGAGGCAGGCCAUCCUGGGAGAACAUCCAUCCUCAUACAGUGAUAACGGAUACGGCGCUCACUGCCCCCUGCUGCCGCUGCCCAGUAAUAACCGCUUCAAGCGUGGCUCUCAUGAUGUCACAGAGGUCGUGACCUAUCCACUGCCCCAGACAUCUUCAUACAUGAGCCCCGCCUCCAGCUCCGUCGCCAUGGUGAGCGGCCUGCAUCCCGCCAAGAUGAACUGCACUCGCAUCUUCAACCUCUUCUGUCUCUACGGCAACAUCGAGAAGGUGAAGUUCAUGAAAAGUGUCCCGGGCACGGCUCUAGUAGAGAUGGGUGAUGAGUACGCAGUCGACAGAGCAAUCACACACCUCAACAGCAUCAAGGUGUUCAGCAAACGCCUCAACGUCUGCGUGUCGAAGCAGCACGCUGUGAUCCCCAGUCAGGUGUUUGAGUUGGAGGACGGCUCCAGCAGUUAUAAGGACUUCGCUAUGACUCGUAACAACCGCUUCACCAGCGCCGGCCAGGCGUCCAAGAACAUCAUCCAGCCGCCCUCCUGUGUGCUGCACUUCUACAACGUGCCGCCCUGCAUCAGAGAGGACGACCUGCAGCGGUUAUGCACAGAACACGACGUCCCAGGAUUCAUCAAGUACAAAGUGUUUGACGCCAAACCCAGCUCUAAGACCAUCUCUGGCCUGCUGGAGUUCGACAGUAAGACGCACGCCGUGGAGGUUCUGACGGUCCUCAAUCACUAUCAGAUCCGGAUCCCCAACGGUUCAAACCCGUACACACUGAAGCUGUGCUUCUCCACCUCCUCACACCUCUGAGCCGAGCCACGCCCCCUCGUCUUCAUCUUCAUCAUCACCUCCUCCUGCUCCUGCUCUCUCACACCCCACUUUAGUUAUUCAUCUGUAAAUCUGAUCCAACCAGGAAACUGACACACACACUCACACACAGACACACACACACACACACACACACU
This is a messenger RNA of Carassius auratus (goldfish), 1924 nucleotides long. RefSeq names its product heterogeneous nuclear ribonucleoprotein L-like. The transcript has 13 exons. Gene Ontology annotation, cellular component: nucleus. The coding region runs from base 159 to 1769 and encodes 536 amino acids. The record is from RefSeq and is a predicted model, not a curated record. Gene Ontology annotation, molecular function: RNA binding. Gene Ontology annotation, biological process: mRNA processing. NCBI's taxonomy places the organism in Eukaryota, Metazoa, Chordata, Actinopteri, Cypriniformes, Cyprinidae.